This is a messenger RNA of Vanrija pseudolonga, 1359 nucleotides long. RefSeq names its product Vacuolar protein sorting-associated protein VTA1 (gene VTA1). Lineage: Eukaryota; Fungi; Basidiomycota; Tremellomycetes; Trichosporonales; Trichosporonaceae. The transcript is spliced from 5 exons. Gene Ontology annotation, biological process: late endosome to vacuole transport via multivesicular body sorting pathway. Gene Ontology annotation, cellular component: multivesicular body. Bases 1 to 1359 code for a protein of 452 amino acids. The record is from RefSeq and is a predicted model, not a curated record.
AUGGAGAACGUCCACAUCCCCCUCGAGGCCAUCACCGACGAGCUGCGCCUGCCGUGCGAGCAAACGCUGCGGCGUGCCAACGAGCUCAAGAAGGUUGAGCCUGUCGUCGCGUACUGGUGCUCCUUCGCGGCGGCGCAGAAGGCGCUCAGCACCCCGAACCGCUCGGCAGACGGCACCAAGUUCCUCAUGCUACUCCUCGACUCGCUGGAGGAGAUGAAGGCCCUCCUGGCCACCAACGAGGCAGUCACCAACGAGGCCGUCGGCAGCGCGUACAUGGAGAACUUUGCGCUCAAGGUCUUCCUUUCCGCUGACCAGGAGGACCGUGCCGGCAUCACGGGCAAGGGCACUAUCCGCAAGUUUGUCGUCGCGGGCCAGUUCAUCGAGGUCCUCCGCUGCUUUGAGGGUGGCCUGACCGAGGAGAUGGAGCAGAAGCUCCAGUAUGCGCGGUGGAAGGCGAGCGACCAUGCCAAGGCGCUUCGCGAGGGACGCAAACCGGUCCCCGGGCCGCCGAUCCCCGAGACGGAGGAGGACGAGCUCGCGGCCCUCGACCUCCCCUCGGUGCCCGGAGGCUCGCGCGAAGGCUCCUUCUCGAGCCAACAGCGUCCUGCUCUGUCGCCUGGUGCGCUCUCGCCACCUGCGAACGCACCUGGAUCUCUCUCGCCGGUGGGGAACACGUCGCGCCAAGGCUCGUUCUCAAGCCAACAGCGCCCGACGCCUCCAGCCAUCCCGUCGCCCCAGCGGCCCACCCCGCCAAUGGUGCCGUCGCCGCACCGCUCGCCGCCGCCUGCCCUCCCGCCGCUGGGCAGGAACCUCUCCGACUCGGCCUCGUGGUCGACGCAGGCGACUCCCGGCGUGCUGGACGACGAGGACGCCAAGCAGCUCGGCUCGCCGGCCAAGAGCCCCCCGGCGGCCACAUCGCCACCGCUUGCCCGCUCACCCCCAUCCCAGUCCCGCUCGCCAGAACCAAAGAGCGUGCGCUUCAUGGGUCCUGAUGGCGCUCCGCUUUCGCCGGCUGAGACCUUCGCCACCCCCGACAUAUUCCCCGAAGCCCCACCCCCUCCACCAUCUGUCGCGUCAAUCCGAUCCCCUCCCAAGGCUUCCGUCCCUCCACCAUCGCUACCUCGCGCCGCGGCUCCAGCUCCGGCUACCCGCAGCCAAGGCCUCGGGCUGUCGACAGCACCUCCGGCUCCACAGGUGCCCGUGCAGGUGCCUCAGCCGACUGGCCCAGCCCGCACCCUCACCCGCAAGGAGACUGAGACUGUGCAGAAGCAUGCCAAGUGGGCAAUCUCGGCUCUCGAGUUUGACGACGUGGAGACGGCCCGCAACGAGCUGCUCAAGGCCCUUGCCCUCCUGAGCUGA